AUGGCCGCGAUGACAGGAACUCUUUUGAAAUUCUGACUUCAUUAAGUUCAUAGAGAGUUUGGCGGAUUGUGUGCUGUUUGACGAUUCUGAACUCAUCAAAAUUGGACAAAUAUAGGUAUUUGACUGCAACGAAUAGCAACAGCAUGUUAGCUUUUAUUGCCAUUGAAUAUUUGAUGGCCAGAGCCGUUGAGCAGCAGAAGACGGACAAUUUGAUUGACUGGGAGGAGACGCCCAUAUCAGGACCAAACUUGGCGUUCCAUGCAGGAUGUGUUAUUGGUAAUAAUUUUUACAUUCAUGGUGGAGCUGAAACCAAAGAUGGGAAGACUCCCUCCAACAAACUUUACCUGCUGAGUAGUUCUGGGGGGUCAUGGACCGAGCAGUCUCACCCAGGUAGUCCCUCCCUCAGCCACCAUACAGCUGUAGCUCUUAGUGAUCGAUACAUUAUUCUGAUUGGUGGGUGGAAUGGGAAGGCAAGAUCUUCGAAAGUUUAUGCUUUUGAUACAGAGAAACGGUUAUGGACAGAGCCCACAGUGGCAGGUUUUCCAGAGGAUGGGGGGCUGAGUUCUCACACUGCCACCCCUCUCAGUUCUGGGGAGAUCCUGAUUUUGGGUCGAGAAGGAAGUCUUCGGAUGCAGCGUCGUCACGGCAGUGGGUAUUUAUUGUCGGGAAGCGUAGAAUCUGGGAAGUUUACAUACAGGGAAUACACACAAGAAACAGCAUCUAGGUCUGGACACACUAGCAAUAUAAUCGGAAAUGUGCUUUAUGUCGUAGGAGGAAGGGACAAUAACCUUGUUGAAAUGCACCAAGGAUUCAAAUCACCAAAAUCGCCACUGCCAGUGACUAAUCCAAUAACAACAGCUGUGGAAAAACUCUCUCCAUUGUCCAAAACACCCAGUGGGAGGAAAAAUCACAUCACCAUUGAAUCCUCAGGGGCAAUCUUUAUUCAUGGAGGGGAAACUUUUGAUGGGAGAAGCAGAGAACCUGUGGGGGAGAUGUUCAUAUUUUCUAGGAAACCCAGUCCUACUUUUUACAGAGUAGGCGUGUCAGAGGUCAAAAGGGCAGGGCAUGUGUGUGGUGUUGUAGAGGACAAAAUUAUUCUUCACGGUGGAUUUGGGGGCAAAAACCACGUGUAUGGAGACACCUUCUAUCUAAAAUUUAAAGUGUAAUUAUUGUAUCAUUAAAUUUUUGAACUAUCAGUAUAUUUAAACUAACUAUGAAGUAAUAAACUGAAUAAUCAUAAAUAAAAUAUUUACCGGUAACAGAAAUAAAAAUUAAUGCACACGUUUACACAUGCUUGUACACCUGGUUAUUUUGAUUAAAGCAAAACAGAAACUCAUUAUGAAGUGACAUAUUUAUUCAUUCAUUCAUUACUUUAUCACAACUGAAUUCAACUGAAUGAUAAUUCAACAAAUACAUAUAACCACAACUAUAUCCCCUAUAAAGUGCAUAGUCCAUGGAAAGUCACAUCAAAAAUCAUUCCAUAGGGAUAUCCCUAUUUCAGAAAAUUCUGUAGAAGAAAUCAACCAAUCACAAAAGUUAUUUGGCAGAAUACCCUCUCGGCAGAUUUAACGUUAUACUCUGUUGUAUUUUGUAACAGAAUGGCAGAACCGUCAUACCCACUGAAUAUUUUGUUUUCACAAAAUGUUGUGGGACCACAGCUGCCUGAGGUAUUAAGUGCACAUAUGACAAAAAACAUCUUACUAUAAAAAUUGAUUAUCAACAAAUUCAAAAUGAAUAAAUAUACAUUUUAUAUGAUAUGGGUUUGCUUCAAAAUUUACCACAAAUAUUUGUCACCUGGAAAGAUGUGAACUGGACAUUUAAUUCUAUACAUUAACAGAGCUUGUCUAAUACAUGUACUACAAUUUUUGUUCCUUUCAUUGAAAAGACAGGCCUUGUAUAUUUCUUUCUACAAACACUUAUUUUCUAUU
This is a messenger RNA of Magallana angulata, 1928 nucleotides long. RefSeq names its product kelch domain-containing protein 9-like. The coding region runs from base 144 to 1166 and encodes 340 amino acids. Gene Ontology annotation, molecular function: cyclin binding. The record is from RefSeq and is a predicted model, not a curated record. Lineage: Eukaryota; Metazoa; Mollusca; Bivalvia; Ostreida; Ostreidae. The transcript is spliced from 3 exons.